AUGCCCCCUCGCCGAAACCGUCCUACUACCAACAUCCACGGGCCUACCACAACCCAGAAUGUCCCGCCGCCAACACAACGAACACAGACCCCAGCGGGGACCACACAACGCCAACUCGGUAUGCUACCUACAGUAUACCAGAGCAACAUGAAAGUGCUUCUGCGAAGGGAGCCCUACAUCACUGCCAUUAUCGACCAAUUCAGUCAUGUAUGUCUCUACCACCACAACGGCCAGAAGUGGGAGAAACAUGGUUACGAAGGGAGCAUGUUUCUCUUUGAAAAGUCGACCUAUCCUACCUAUGGCUUCUACAUCCUCAACCGUGCGGGCACCGACGACUACAUCCGCCCGAUCUACCCGGAGGACGACAUGGAGAUCAUGGGUGAUUACCUCAUGUGCCGCUUCUACCCUGACUUCACGAAGACGCGUCUGGAAAUGGGUCUGCCCUUCCCCAUCCCGCCGGAGCACCGUGCGGCAUUCGACCACGAGCUGUCGAGGCGCAUCCCACCCGAAGAACAAGCGAAACCACGGGAGAAGAAGGGUACUUCCAUUAUCCUUGGUCUCUGGAUGUUCCCAACGGACGCUCGAGAACCGCUCAAAGAGGUUAUGAUGCGACUACACUCAUAUGUCAAACGUAAUGCAGAUUACCCUGAGGAGUUCAAGUAUGGCCCUGGCCGCCCUCCGCCGCCCAAUCCUCAUCUCCGGACCACGAGUCGCGCAUCUACCCACACUCCCUCACAGGAUCAAGGAGACACUCUGCACGCCGGGCAACCCAACGGUGUAUCUCACAGCCAAACGCUCCCUUCCGUGGAACAAGCUGCAGCUGCUACCAAUGGAGCCGGUACAGAGCUCGAUCUACUUUUCUCUAAGCUGAUCCCGCCGUCUGUGUCUGCGCCUUUGCCGACCUCUUCUUCAGUUGGUCCCCCCAGCGGGAAGUCGGUCUACGACCUUUUUGCUGCCCUCGGUGGUAACGAUAUGACCUCACGAAGCGUCCCGCCUCCUCAACCGCUAUCUGUGCCGGAGCCUCCUCCAAGCCGCGGCCUUGCUCUGCUUGACUCUAUCUUUGCGUCAGCUACACCUGCGACGUCCUCGACAAGUAUAAACAGCUUUGCGACUCCUACGCAGCCCCAACCACGGUUUGAAGAGAUCACUAUCGUAUCUCCCAAGCCAACGUCCAGUGCGCUUCCUCAGAUCCUCAACCAGGAUGUCAUCCAUACGCUGCUCGGUCUGGGACCGGAUUCGCGCGCGUCUUCUGCUGCACCCAGCUCCGUAGGCUCACGGCGCUCCAACCCUAACCGCUACGAGGGAGACAACGAGAAUAGCGAAGGCGAACUGGCCCUCAAUGGCGCUGCAUCGUCCCGCUCCCGCACCUCCGACCGCAAAGUGAACGGCCGCACCGCGGGAAUCCCCACCUUCUCCGUCCAGUCUGUCCAGAACACCGCGUCUUCCGAGUCGGAAGCCGACGACGUAGGGCGGCCAAGCAGUUCGCGCCGCGUACCUGGCGAUGUAACCCCUCGCCCUCCGGCCGGAGGCUUGCGCCUGCCCCCUACCUCCCCACCGCAGUUCCUACACCAACCGUCCGUGCCCACAGCUUCACUAUCUGCCCCCAACCUCAGGGCGCCGCCCAAUGGCAUCCCAGCCCCAGACACACCUUCGGGCACGCGCGGCGAGCGAGCACUCGUGCCAUUUGAGGCGAGCUCCGAGCUGUGGCCGUAUCCCCGCGCGCCGCUCGACGACCGCUCAUUCGAGAACGAUGACGUCGUUGAGCUCGACUUCUCCGACACGCGCGCUCUUAGCGACCCCGCGAUCUUUUCUUCGCGCCUCAAGGACAAGCAGCAGAAGAAGAAGGGGAGGAAGAGCCGCAAGGAGCGCGAUGAGGACAACGUGCGGCAGCGCGCGGAGAUCGAGCGGGGCUGGGAUAUGCCCGCGCAGGGGCACGGCCAGCCGUCGUACCCGCCGACGGCGAAGACGGCUGUGGCCGCUAUGGCGCCGCCUAACGGCGUGGCCGUGGUCCCGAACGGCGCGCCUCCGAUUGUGAACGAUGCAAUCGCCAACGUGAAUGGGACGACCCCGAACACGAACGGCGCGAUCCCGAACCUGAACGGCGCUACCGCAGCCGUGACCCCGAAUGGGCCCGGUGCCGACAGCACUCCAAAGCAGACGAGGAAGGUCGGAGUGAACGGGUCGAACGGCGUCCCGCACGUCAAUGGCCAGAGCCGGAACGGCGCACUGGACAGCAUCUCUGCGAAAGAGGCCAUCUUCGCCGCGAUGAACGCGCAUGUUCCCGCGCCAGCGCCGACGAUUCCAAAGACCGAGUUCGUGAGGGAACUGCUCACUCUCAUUCAUACUGACUCUCAGUUCGUUGAUGGCCUCUGGAGAGACUACACGACGCGCGCUGCGUGAUUCCGACCCAGUGCCCAAUCUGCCUACUAUAUCUUGACACGCGUUUUGUCUCCAGCAUCCCCGCACCUUACCUCACAUCGCCUGCGGCAUCAUCCUAGCACCCCCACUCGUUGAUCUUCAUGUGUACAUAUAGUCAUCAGCACUCAGCACUCCGCUCUUGCGCUCCAUCUCCAGUAGCCAUGUUGUGUCUGUACCCGCCCGUCACUCGCUAUCAGCAUUCAUUUCUCG
Molecule: messenger RNA, 2628 nt
Organism: Trametes versicolor FP-101664 SS1
Lineage: Eukaryota; Fungi; Basidiomycota; Agaricomycetes; Polyporales; Polyporaceae
Exons: 5
Coding region: 1-2400 (799 amino acids)
Biological process (GO): deadenylation-independent decapping of nuclear-transcribed mRNA; deadenylation-dependent decapping of nuclear-transcribed mRNA; positive regulation of catalytic activity
Cellular component (GO): P-body
Molecular function (GO): enzyme activator activity; mRNA binding
Source: RefSeq, a predicted model, not a curated record